CCCCCGGCCACCCCAUCCCGGCCGGCCCGGCCCCCGGGGAGCGCGGGGCAGCGCCCGGGGGCGGCGGCGGCAUCACCAUGGGCCGGCCGGGCAGGGUGCUGCGGCUGCUGGCGCUGCUGGAGCUGCCCUGCUGCCUGCUGGAGCUGCUGCUCGGGGAGGCGGCCCGCGGGCAGGAGAUGUACGCGCCCCACUCCAUCCGCCUGGAGGGGGACAUCACCCUGGGCGGCCUCUUCCCCGUGCACGCCAAGGGCUCCCCCUGCGGGGACAUCAAGAAGGAGAACGGCAUCCACAGGCUGGAGGCGAUGCUCUACGCCCUGGACCAGAUCAACAGCGACCCGGACCUGCUGCCCAACGUGACGCUGGGCGCCCGCAUCCUGGACACCUGCUCCCGGGACACCUACGCGCUGGAGCAGUCGCUCACCUUCGUCCAGGCGCUCAUCCAGAAGGACACCUCCGACGUGAGGUGCACCAACGGCGAGCCGCCCGUCUUCGUCAAGCCGGAGAAAGUAGUUGGAGUGAUCGGGGCAUCGGGGAGUUCCGUGUCCAUUAUGGUGGCCAACAUCCUCCGGCUGUUCCAGAUCCCACAAAUCAGUUAUGCCUCAACUGCACCAGAGUUGAGCGAUGACAGGCGCUAUGAUUUCUUCUCACGGGUGGUUCCUCCAGAUUCCUUCCAAGCACAAGCAAUGGUGGACAUUGUGAAAGCUUUGGGAUGGAAUUAUGUAUCCACUUUGGCAUCUGAAGGGAAUUAUGGAGAAAAAGGAGUCGAGUCCUUCAUGCAAAUUUCCAGAGAGGCAGGCGGGCUCUGCAUCGCCCAGUCCCUGAAGAUCCCCCAGGACCGCAAGGACAAGAGCAUCGACUUCGACCGGAUCAUCAGGCAGCUGCUGGAGACGCCCAACGCCAGGGCCAUCGUCAUCUUCGCCCACGACGAGGACAUCCGGCAGAUCCUGGCGGCUGCCAAGAGGGCAGACCAGGUGGGACAUUUCCUCUGGGUGGGCUCCGACACCUGGGGCUCCAAGGUGAGCCCGCUGCUGCAGCAGGAGGACGUGGCCGAGGGAGCCAUCACCAUCCUGCCCAAGAGAGCCACCAUCGAGGGCUUUGACACCUAUUUCACCUCUCGCACCCUGGAGAACAACAGGAGGAACGUGUGGUUUGCAGAGUACUGGGAGGAGAACUUCAACUGCAAGCUGACCAUCACUGGCUCCAAGAAGGAGGACACGGACAGGAAAUGCACAGCUGCUCUCCUGUGAGGAUGUGCCUGAGCC
Messenger RNA from Motacilla alba alba, 1262 nucleotides. Its product is annotated as metabotropic glutamate receptor 7-like. Gene Ontology annotation, molecular function: group III metabotropic glutamate receptor activity. The transcript is spliced from 6 exons. Gene Ontology annotation, biological process: regulation of synaptic transmission, glutamatergic; G protein-coupled glutamate receptor signaling pathway. NCBI's taxonomy places the organism in Eukaryota, Metazoa, Chordata, Aves, Passeriformes, Motacillidae. The coding region runs from base 78 to 1247 and encodes 389 amino acids. The record is from RefSeq and is a predicted model, not a curated record. Gene Ontology annotation, cellular component: membrane.